UGCACUGAGAACCUCAAUUGAUACCUUACACAUUCACUCACGACUUAAUACAUACACAAUGGCCACCACGUUCAAGCUCAACACCGGGGCAGAGAUCCCUGCUGUCGGGUUCGGUACCUGGCAGGAUGCCGACGCUCAGGAGAAUGCCGUUCUCGAAGCCAUCAAGGCCGGCUACCGUCACAUCGAUACCGCCCGAGUAUACGGCACCGAGAAGGCCGUCGGCCAAGCCAUCAAGAAGAGCGGCGUCCCCCGCGAAGAGCUCUUCGUCACCACUAAGCUCUGGAACAACAAGCAUCACCCCGACGAUGUGCCCCAGGCGCUUCAAGACUCGCUCAACGACCUGCAGCUCGACUACAUUGACCUCUUCUUGAUCCAUUGGCCCGUUGCGUGGAAGCGAGGCGAUGAGCUGUUCCCCAAGGAGAACGACAAGCCCGUUGUGGAAGACAUUGACUACGUCGACACAUACAAAGCUAUGGAGAAGCUUCUAUCCACCGGCAAGGUCAAGGCGAUCGGAGUCUCCAACUUCUCCAAGGCCGAGAUGGAGCGCCUGCUCAAGGAAACCUCCGUCGUGCCCGCCGCCCACCAGCUCGAAAGUCACCCCUGGCUGCAGCAGCCCGACUUCGCCGAAUGGCACAAGUCCAAGGGCAUCCACAUCACCCACUACUCGCCCUUCGGUAACCAGAACGAGCUCUACUCCAAGGAGGGUACCAUCGGCAAGUUGAUUGAGGACCCCGUCUUGGUGGACAUUGGCAAGAAGUACAACAAGAGUGGCGCUCAGGUCGCACUGGCCUGGGGUAUCACACAGGGUCACUCCGUCCUCCCCAAGUCCAAGACCCCAUCCCGAAUCCAGGCGAACCUGGAGGGUGACUUCAAGCUGAGCGACGAAGACAUGCAGAAGAUCAGAGGCAUCGACCGCAAGCUCCGCUUCAACGACAGCAGCGCCGACUUCGGGAAAGAUUUCUUCACCGACUUGGAUGGCAAGAAAUAAAUUUUCUUCCCCUUUGCCUUUCCCCCCCUCCGAAAUUCCACGAGCGUUCAAUUGAACGCAUGUGACAACAUCACGCCCUGACCCAAAACAAAGAUGGGCGCAUGCUACGUAAUCUAAUGUUAUGGAUAUG
Molecule: messenger RNA, 1118 nt
Organism: Aspergillus japonicus CBS 114.51
Lineage: Eukaryota; Fungi; Ascomycota; Eurotiomycetes; Eurotiales; Aspergillaceae
Product: aldo/keto reductase
Exons: 4
Coding region: 59-988 (309 amino acids)
Cellular component (GO): cytosol
Molecular function (GO): aldose reductase (NADPH) activity
Source: RefSeq, a predicted model, not a curated record